Messenger RNA from Chlorella variabilis, 1104 nucleotides. RefSeq lists its product as hypothetical. The transcript has 8 exons. NCBI's taxonomy places the organism in Eukaryota, Viridiplantae, Chlorophyta, Trebouxiophyceae, Chlorellales, Chlorellaceae. The record is from RefSeq and is a predicted model, not a curated record. Gene Ontology annotation, biological process: proteolysis. Bases 1 to 1104 code for a protein of 367 amino acids. Gene Ontology annotation, molecular function: serine-type endopeptidase activity.
AUGCGGCCUCUCCUGCUCCUUGUCACGCUGCUGGCCGUGGGGGGCCGGCUGGCAGCCGCCAGGCUGCAGCCUGGGCGUGGCCUGUUGCCCACGAACGUGCAAGUGGCAGGGAGCAGCAGCUCUGGAGCCGCAGUGCAACGCAGGGGCCUCAUAGCCAACGGCAACGAUGCGCCGCCGGGGCGGUGGCCCUACAUGUGCGCGCUUGGCAGGGUGCGGCGCUCUGCCGACACUGUCGAUUUCGACUCUCAGCUGUGCGGCGCCACGCUCAUUCAGGCCAACGUGAUCCUCACAGCCGCUCACUGCGUGGCUGACGACUUUGGUUUCCCCAUGCCGGGCCUGGCAGCGCUGUGCAACACCACGCAGCUCGGGUGGUACCUGCUGCACCCCGACUCGCGGCAGGCGUUUGCCAGCGCCCAGUGGCAGACCAGCAGGCAGCUGCCCAGCCAGCCCAACGGCUUCACGGGCGGGGACCUGGCGCUGCUGCUGCUGGACGCCCCCGUGGAUGGCGUCCCGCUGGUGGCGGUGCCAACAGAGGGCGAGUGGGCAGGCAUCGGGGCGCCUGGCCUGGAGCUGCACACGGGGGGGUGGGGCGCCACCGCCGACGACAGCGACCCGGGCAACUACCCACGCAGCCUCCAGGAGGCAGCCCUCCCCCUGGUGUCCCCCGAAAAGUGCGCCUCAGACUACCGGGACGGGUCAGCGGGCUGGUUGUUUGGGGCCCCCGUCGACCUGGACCCCGCCCUCGCCAUCUGCGCUGGCUUCACGAUUGGCGCCAAGUCGCUGCCCUGCCAGGGCGACUCAGGCGGACCGCUGCUGUAUGCCCCAGACCCAGCAGACCCGACCUCCCACCGCCAGGUGGGGCUUGUGUCUGGCGGCGCCGGCGAGUGCGGCGGGCCCAGCCUGCCCGGCGUGUUCACCCGCACCGACAUCUACCAGCCCUGGAUCCAGGCAGCCCUGGAGGAGGUGGACCGCACCGGGAGCCUGCCACAGGUGCCCGGGCAGCAGCGGAUGCAGCAGCUGGCUCGGCUGGUGCUGCCUGCGGGCGACGGCGUUCCCGCAACAGAGGCGCCUGGAGACGGCGAGAAAGCGACCGCGCAGCCGUGA